Molecule: messenger RNA, 4482 nt
Organism: Cadophora gregata
Lineage: Eukaryota; Fungi; Ascomycota; Leotiomycetes; Helotiales; Ploettnerulaceae
Gene: DCL2
Product: Dicer-like protein 2
Exons: 6
Coding region: 1-4482 (1493 amino acids)
Biological process (GO): siRNA processing
Cellular component (GO): nucleus; RISC complex; cytoplasm
Molecular function (GO): ATP binding; ribonuclease III activity; RNA binding
Source: RefSeq, a predicted model, not a curated record
AUGGAAGACCUCAGAGCAACCUUCCUGCCCUCUCCCUCUCCGGGCUUCAUCACUCAGAAAGAGCAAGUUAUUUCCAAACUCCCGAUCUCGGCAACAGUCGCCGAAGUAGAGAUCAGAGCUCCCCAAGUUCAAGAAGAAAUUAGCGAUAUCGAUGCGUUCCUCAGAGACAGCGACAGUCUCAAGUCACUCGUUAUUCAGGAUGGGCCACCAGUUAUCAAGCCGAGGCCGUAUCAGAAAGAGAUGUUGGAGGAGAGUCUGAGGAGGAAUAUUAUCGUUGCCAUGGAUACUGGUUCGGGGAAGACGCAUAUCGCAGUUAUGCGCAUGCAGCAUGAACUUGAACGAAUUCCAUCGCAUCAGAUCAUAUGGUUUCUUGCUCCAACCGUUACUCUUUGCGAACAACAAUACAAUUACAUUUCUACUCAAAUCGCUCAGGUCCAAUCAAGAUUCCUUUCUGGGGCAGACAAUGUCGACAGAUGGUCCGAACAAAAGCAAUGGGAUGCUAUUCUGAAGAAUGUCCGGAUCGUUAUCUCAACAUAUCAAAUCUUGCUGGAAGCUCUCAGCAAUGGUUUCGUGCCUAUGGAGUCUCUUCCUCUGAUCGUUUUUGACGAAGGUAUACCAUAUGUCACGAAUGAGUUGUCAACGUAUGCUAAUCUAGAAGUACACAAUUGUGUCGGCAGACAUCCUGGAGCGAAGAUCAUGUCCGACUUCUACCAUCCACGCAAAAUCUCCGGUCAAUCACUUCCCCAUAUUUUGGGACUCACCGCCUCUCCAGUCAUGCGAUCGAAUCCGCGCUCUCUGAUUGAAAUUGAGAAAGUGAUGGAUUCUAUAUGCCGAACUCCGAGCAAACAUCGCGCGGAACUCCGACUCGAAGUAAAGCUGCCAGUACUGUUGCAGAUAUCUUACCAAGCAGCAACGACUUUUACACCUUCGAAGUCACUCGCCAGUCUUAAAAAAGCAUUUGUUGAUAUGAAUAUCAUGGAAGACCCUUCUUUUUUAAGUUUGCUGAAAGACAAUUCAGAGAAAGGCCGGGCAAAGGCGGAUAAAGUCCGAAUGACUGGUAAGACCUGGUGCUCAAAUCAAGUUAAAUCAUUUCAUAGCACAGCAAGCAAGAUCAACGAAGAAUUGGGGACGUGGGCCGCAGAUUACUAUAUCGCACAGGUCGUUGAGAAAAUCAGAAAAGCCGCGACGGGAUCCCAGAAGCAUGGCAAUAUAUGGGAUAUUGAAGGCCCUGAAAAGCAGUAUCUCGCCAGAGUAUUGUCAGGAGUCGAGACGACCCAGCGUUCUAGUCUCGGAUUUGAAGAUCUAGGCUCAGUGAGCGACAAAGUUGACAAGCUGGUUGAGGUGCUUCUGCAAGAACCCACUACCUUUCAAGGUAUCAUCUUCGUUCAGGAGAGGGCUUCUACCUCAGUAUUGGCACACGUGCUUUCGGUGCAUCCAUCGCUAUGUGGCAAGUUCAAUAUCGGGACUAUCGUUGGGACAUCCGGACACUCCCAACGCUCCCGUAACAUAUCCGAACUUGUGGAUGUUGGGGAACAGAAGCAUACCAUCUCAAAAUUCAAGUCUGGCAAGAUCAAUCUGGCUAUCGCAACUACUGUCUUAGAAGAGGGCAUAGAUGUUCCUGCCUGCAAUGCUGUCAUAUCCUUUCAACCACCGGCAAACCUCAAGUCGUUCGUACAGAGACGGGGCCGUGCGAGACACCGAGAUUCCAAGCUCAUUCUCAUGCACUCGGAUAGCGACAAGAUUGUGGGCUGGCAACAGCUCGAGGCAGACAUGAGGCAAAUGUAUGAGGACGAAAUGCGUACCCUGCAGGAAGAGCUGAUGCUCGAGGAUGCCGAUGAGGCUGGUGUCGAAACUUUGAAGUUUCAAGUGGCAGAAACGCAAGCUCUACUGGAUUUGGAUAAUGCCAUCCAACAUCUGUACCACUUCUGUGCGAAACUACCACGAACUGCUUAUGUUGAUCCUCGACCGGAGUUCCUUUGCACCCAGCUGGGUGAUGACAUCCGAGCCAAGGUAACUUUACCACUUUGUGUCGAUCACAGUGUUAGGGUUACAGAGAGCAGAUUACCAUGGAAAACUGAGAAGAACGCUAUGAAGGAUGCUGCUUUCCAAGCAUACCUUGCACUCUAUUCGGCCAAACUCGUCAACGAUCAUUUACUGCCGACUCUUACUCAUGACGAUCUCCUCACUGAAUUGAGAACUUCACCAACCGAUACCCGAGCCUCGCUAGUGAAGGUCCGAGAGCAACUGAAUCCGUGGGUCGAGGUUGCAAAGGAAUGGAAAAAUAAUCCUGCAGAGGUGCAUCAAGCGACAAUCGUCUCCGAGGUUCUAGAGAUUUCAAUGAUACUUCCAGUACCGAUUCCCCAGCUGCCCCCUUUGAAGGUCCAAUGGGACUCUACUACGGAGCUCUCAUUGCACACAACUGCGGAAAUCUUGAAAGCGCCAACGAAGUCGGACACUUGGGCACUUCUGCAGUCUGCAUUUGGCUCCAGAUUUCAAAUCAGACAGGUUCCACACGUCGUUGAGUUUUCCGUGCCUGGUGAAGACUUGUCAUAUUUGAUGGGCAGGCAAACUGUACAAUCUUCAAAGUUUCAUCCCGGUUGUGGCCUGAUCAGAGACAAGUUGGAGCCUUUCUCAGCUUAUACUUUCCGAGAACUUCUUCCCACGAAGCCAGACAUCGAGCUUGUACAAAGCCCGUACAAGGGCUAUGAAGAAGCCCCGAACACGCCGCACCUCUCGCUUAUCAAGGUACCUCGACGUUCAAACUUCGUGCAAAGACUGCCAGAGCCACGCAGUCAAUCAAGCAAGCCAUAUUCCACCGUGGUACCACUAACCAGAUGUACAGUGGAUGACAUGCCUUUCAAAUAUUACCAAUUUGGUCGGCUGAUUCCAGUGGUUAUGAACCACUAUGAAAAGUAUCUCCUUGCUUCUUUACUAUGCAAUACGAUCCUGAAAGAGAUCCAGAAUUUGGAUCUCAAUCUUGUUGCUACUGCUAUCACCGCAUCCAGCGCCGGUGGUGAAACUAACUACCAAUGUCUGGAAUUCUUUGGAGACACUGUCCUCAAGAUGUGUACAUCAGUGCAGCUCAUGGCUCAAUACCCGCUUUGGCAUGAAGGAUAUCUAUCAGAAAUGAAAGGCCGAAUCGUCAGUAACUCGAGUCUAUACACUGCUGCUACGAAGUCUGGUUUGGACAGAUUUAUCAUUACAAAACAGUUCAAUGGGCAUCAAUGGCGGCCACUUUAUGUUGAUGAUGCCUUGAAGAUGGCUACCGAUGGGGAAAGAGAGAUGUCUUCCAAAAUUCCUGCUGAUGUUGUUGAAUCGCUCAUUGGAGUAGCUAUGCUUGAGGGUGGAAUUCCAAACGCUCUAGCUUGCUUACAGACGUUCCUCCCACGCCAGGACUGGCAGUGGGAGUCACUCGAAGUUCGCAGAGAUACUUUGUUUCAGCGAACACCAGAUGUCCAACUUCCUCCUACUCUGCAGCCUUUGGAGGCACUUCUUGGAUACUCAUUCCAGAACAAGGGACUUCUUCUUGAGGCAAUAACACAUGCGUCAUGCAAUUCUGGCUCGGCAUCCCUCGAACGACUCGAGUUCCUUGGGGACGCAAUCCUUGACCACCUGGUCGUCACAAAGCUGUGGGAUUACAAACUCUCUCACAUCAAAAUGCAUCUCAUGCGCACAGCUCUCGUCAACGCUGACGUCCUCGCAUACCUAUGUAUGGAGUUAUUCAUCGAGCAAGACCUUGUGGAUCUUCUCGCAGAAAUCGACGGAAACUCACCUCAAAUCACAGAGAUCCACAAGACUACCAAGCUUGCCCUCUGGCAGUUCAUGCGCCACACUAGUCCUCACAUCGGCACUGAGCAGCACGCUACCUCUCUCCGUCACGCAAUCAUCGGGCCCAAUAUCCGCGGUGCUUUAGAAACGGGUACUCACUACCCCUGGGCCUUGCUCGCUAGGCUUCAAGCUCAGAAGUUUUAUUCUGAUAUUGUGGAGAGUCUUAUUGCAGCUGUCUGGAUCGAUUCUGGCUCGUUCGAGACGUGCAACCAGCUCGUCGAGCGUAUUGGGAUCUUUAAGAUCAUGCGUAGGAUGUUGGAUGAGGAUGUCCAGGUCUUGAAUCCGAAAGAGGAGCUGGGUAUGCUGGCAGACACGCAGAGAGUGAAGUAUGUGGUUGCUCUGGCUCCUGUUGUUGUUGAAAGUGGAGAGAGUGAAGGUUCGGAGAAGGUGAAGAGAUUGGCUUGCAAGGUGUUUGUUGGUGACAGGGAGGUAGUAAGUGUUAUUGAUGGGGUAAGUGUUGUUGAGGUUGAGACGAGAGCUGCGGAGGAGGCUGUUAGGAUCCUGAAGGCGGAAAAGAUGGAAGGUGUUGAUAUGCUGGAGUUACAGGGAGAGGGAGAGAUAACAGUCGGUGGGGACGAAGACGAUGAGGAGGAGGAGGGCAGCGGUGUUAGGAUGAACGGAGAUGUGGGGGAUGUCGAGAUGGAUGAUGCUUGA